GUAAAUGGGAGUCAGACCAGAAGUGGGCCACCGGGCUUGCGUUCCGCCUGGGGACCGCGCUCGCCUAGGAGUGAGUCUGAUUUUACAUGAAUGGCUGAGCGCUCGUACCCGCCUCCAACAGGACCCAAUCAGAAAGAGGGAAAAGCGGGGCACUGAGCAGCGAUUGGUUGGAUCCUGGGCCAAUCGGAAGAGCCCUGGUUUGGCGGGAGUCUUGACCGCCGCGGAAGCUCUGGGAGUCUCCGCGCCAGCUGUCGGUGUCCGGCCGCCGUGGCCAUGUUCGUGUCCGAUUUCCGCAAGGAGUUCUACGAGGUGGUCCAGAGCCAGAGGGUUCUUCUCUUCGUGGCCUCGGACGUGGACGCCCUGUGCGCUUGCAAGAUCCUUCAGGCCUUGUUCCAGUGCGAUCACGUGCAGUAUACCCUGGUUCCAGUUUCUGGGUGGCAAGAACUUGAAACUGCAUUUCUUGAGCAUAAAGAACAGUUUCAUUAUUUUGUCCUCAUAAACUGUGGAGCCAACGUAGACCUAUUGGAUAUUCUUCAGCCUGAUGAAGAGGCUGUAUUUUUUGUGUGUGACACCCACAGGCCAGUCAACGUCGUGAAUGUAUACAAUGAAGCCCAGAUCAAACUACUCAUUAAACAAGAUGAUGACCUUGAAGUUCCUGCCUAUGAUGAUAUCUUCAGGGAUGAUGAAGAAGAGGAGGCUGAAGAGCACUCAGGAAGUGAAAGUGACAAUGGAUCAGAGCCUUCUGAGAAGCGCACACGGUUGGAAGAGGAGGUAGUGGCACAAACCAUGAAGAGGAGACAGCGAAGAGAGUGGGAGGCUCGGAGAAGAGACAUCCUCUUCGACUAUGAACAGUACGAGUAUCAUGGGACGUCGUCAGCCAUGGUGAUGUUCGACUUGGCGUGGAUGAUGUCCAAGGACUUGAACGAUAUGCUAUGGUGGGCCAUCGUGGGACUAACAGGCCAGUGGGUACAAGACAAGAUCACCCAGAUGAAGUACGUGACCGACGUCGGCAUCUUGCAGCGCCACGUGUCCCGGCACAACCACCGGAAUGAGGAUGAGGAGCACGCCCUCUCUGUGGACUGUACUCGGAUCUCCUUUGAAUACGACCUCCGCCUGGCACUCUACCAGCACUGGUCCCUCCAUGACAGCCUGUGUAACACUUGCUACACUGCGGCCAGGUUCAAGCUCUGGUCUGUGCACGGACAGAAGCGGCUCCAGGAGUUCCUUGCUGACGUGGGCCUGCCCUUGAAACAGGUGAAGCAGAAGUUCCAGUCCAUGGACAUUUCCUUGAAGGAGAAUUUGCGGGAGAUGAUCGAAGAGUCUGCAAAUAAAUUUGGGAUGAAGGACAUGCGCGUGCAGACUUUCAGCAUUCACUUUGGGUUCAAGCAUAAGUUCCUGGCCAGCGAUGUGGCCUUUGCCACCAUGUCGCUGAUGGAGAGCCCCGAGAAGGAUGACUCAGGGACAGAUAACUUCAUCCAGGCUCUUGACAGUCUCUCCAGGAGUAACCUGGACAAGCUCUACCAUGGCCUCGAACUUGCCAAGAAACAGCUGCGAGCCACACAGCAGACCAUUGCCAGCUGCCUCUGCACCAACCUUGUCAUCUCCCAGGGGCCCUUCCUCUACUGCUCCCUCAUGGAGGGCACUCCGGACAUUGUGCUGUUUUCCAAGCCAGCGUCCCUGAGCCUGCUUAGCAGACACCUGCUUAAGUCCUUCGUUUUUUCGACGAAGAACCGGCGCUGCAAGCUGCUGCCCUUGGUGAUGGCUGCACCCCUGAGUGUGGAGCAGGGCACAGUGACUGUGGUGGGCAUCCCUCCAGAGACUGACAGCUCAGACAGAAAGAACUUUUUUGGGCGGGCAUUUGAGAAGGCAGCGGAGGGCACCAACUCCCGGACACUACACAACCAUUUCGACCUCUCAGUAAUUGAACUGAAAGCAGAGGAUCGGAGCAAGUUUCUGGAUGCGCUUGUUUCCCUCCUGUCCUGAUGACCCAGGCAGGGUUCCUGAGGAGAUUUGGAGCCAACACAUUUUUCCCAGGGGCGUCUGUCCCUGGGCUGGUGGCAGAGCCACGAUUCGGGCAUUUUUGAAGGAGCUAAUUUCAUUAAGCUCCUGGGACCCCUUCAGCAAGAGCCUGGCAUUGACCCUCUCUUGACCAUGCUGUGGGCUGGGCAUCAGUGAGUGACAUACAGGCCUCCUGGCACUGCUGGGAAAGAGGGCGACCCUUGGGGGCCACCUGGAGCCUUGCCACCCUUUGCAGCCUUAUACCAGGCCCUGGGCUAGAGAAUUACAGAGGCUUCUAUCUAGGCUCCUGUGUGCCUGACUUAGAAGAAGACAAAGCUGUUGGCAGCCACUCAGCAGAUAACUAUAAAAUGUCAUCUCUGUGGGCCUUGCACGGGGGUGAGGUCUACAGUGAUGCUCACCAGCCAGAGCUGAUCCCAGUGCCACGUACACCAUCUCUUUCUUGAAGGGCCCCUCAGCAAAUGGGCCGGGGGCCCGUUCUGUACCUGGUGUCCACUUCUCAGCCCGAGGCCCCCCACACAGUGGAAUGCCCCAUACGCAUCUCCUUGAGCCCUGGGCUGGAGCCACAGCUGAGGCAGACGGGCUCUGACAUAGAGGGUCCCUUCGUGCCAGCCUAGUGUCCUCCCCCACCCCUACCAUCCAGAGUAAGCUGGAAGCUGGCUGGGGCCAGGUGCCCUUCCCCUGUCAGGGCCUCAGUGGGCUCUGCUGAGAAUGGUAUAGGGGACCUCAGGGACCCACAGUCCCUCUUUCAGGGUAGGCAAAGACUUACAGGGUUCAUGUUGGGGAGAGGCUCUGGGCUCAGACCCUCUGGGUCCUCAGCAAGAUCUGUUGGGUACCUCACAAAGCUGGGACUGUUUCCUCAACUGAAACUGGGCUGACACCCCUUGGGCAGUGAGUACUGAGCCUUAGGAUGGGGGCAGGGUAUAAGUGUGGGACCCAAAUCAAAGGUUACAAGUGGGAGCUCUCAGCAGGGGGCCGGUGUGUGGGGCAUAAGCCCUCCCCUGCGGCCUGAUCAGUGAUGACACCAGUGUCCUGCCAGCAAGACAGUGCAGGGUGGACCAGCUGGGUGGGGGAGGAGCAAUGUAGGGGAGAAGCCCUGUGAGGUCCCCUCGGGGCUGAGGCAGGGUCUCUGAGGUGACAUGGUGGUGGAGGGCUGUGAGGCCCUGGGGGUUCUCCAGCAAACGACUACCUGGACCCAGCCAGUGGGCACCCUGGUUCUGCAGUGGCUCUCCACUCACGGCCAGCACUGCUCUGCCCUGUCAGUGGUGGGGGCUACUCAGAAGCAAGCCUGGCGUGCCAGAGGGAAGGCCUGGGCAGUUUGUUUGCUUAAUUCAGAGAGACAUCAGAAUCGUUGAAAUUUACUUUUCUUUCUUUCUUCUCUAGAGUUUGAUCUCCGCAGACAUGACCUCCUCCUUAUUUAUAUUAACUGGGUUUUAUUGGACCAUAAGUUAUGGAUGUAGUUUUAGAUGCAGGGACAGUUGGUUUUUAUGGAAUAAAAUAUUUUAGACAAGGUC
Canis lupus familiaris (dog) is the source of this 3530-nucleotide messenger RNA. RefSeq names its product cell division cycle 45 (gene CDC45). Bases 274 to 1983 code for a protein of 569 amino acids. The transcript has 19 exons. Gene Ontology annotation, molecular function: single-stranded DNA binding; DNA replication origin binding; chromatin binding. Gene Ontology annotation, cellular component: DNA replication preinitiation complex. The record is from RefSeq and is a predicted model, not a curated record. Lineage: Eukaryota; Metazoa; Chordata; Mammalia; Carnivora; Canidae. Gene Ontology annotation, biological process: DNA replication initiation; mitotic DNA replication preinitiation complex assembly; double-strand break repair via break-induced replication.